Molecule: messenger RNA, 1681 nt
Organism: Momordica charantia (bitter melon)
Lineage: Eukaryota; Viridiplantae; Streptophyta; Magnoliopsida; Cucurbitales; Cucurbitaceae
Product: Nucleotidylyl transferase superfamily protein
Biological process (GO): tryptophanyl-tRNA aminoacylation
Cellular component (GO): cytoplasm
Molecular function (GO): ATP binding; tryptophan-tRNA ligase activity
Source: RefSeq, a predicted model, not a curated record
UCUUUAGGAAGAAUAAAAACAGUAUUGGGAGAAUCUAAGCUUCCAAGUUUAGUGGCCCGCCCCUUGCUUUUCCGGGGAGCAUGAAGAGGGAAAUUUACUAGGGCCACAAGGAUCAACCGCUGUAAAAGAAGAGGCGGCGGCGACGACGACGGCGGAUUGCAGUAAAGCAAUAGGAACAUGGAGAAGGUAGAGGCGGAGAGAAAGGUAGAAGAAUCUGUGGAGGAAGAUGAUCAAGUGGUUAAUCCAUGGCAAGUUUCGGGCAAAGACGGCGGCAAAAUCGACUACGACAAGCUAAUUGACAAAUUCGGCUGCCAGAGGCUCGACCAGUCUCUCGUCGAGCGAGUACAGCGGCUGACCUCUCGUCCUCCUCAUGUCUUCCUCCGCCGUGGCGUCUUCUUUGCCCAUCGGGACUUCGAAGAAAUUUUGAAUGCGUACGAGAGGGGAGAGAAAUUCUACUUGUAUACGGGAAGAGGACCUUCUUCUGAAGCUUUGCAUUUGGGGCAUCUCAUUCCCUUUAUGUUUACCAAAUAUUUGCAAGAUGCAUUUAAGGUUCCCCUUGUGAUACAACUCACUGACGAUGAGAAGUGUAUGUGGAAAAAUCUCUCUGUGGAAGAGAGCCAGAGGCUUGCUCGUGAGAAUGCGAAGGACAUCAUUGCUUGUGGUUUUGAUAUUUCGAAAACCUUUAUCUUUGCUGAUUUUGAUUAUGUUGGUGGCGCUUUCUAUAAAAACAUGGUGAAAGUUGGCAAAUGUGUUACAUACAAUAAGGUUGUGGGUAUUUUUGGGUUUACUGGUGAAGAUCAUAUUGGAAAAGUUAGUUUUCCACCAGUGCAGGCAGUUCCUUCAUUUCCGAGUUCAUUCCCACAUCUUUUCUCUGGCAAGGAUGAUCUUCGAUGCUUAAUACCUUGUGCAAUUGAUCAAGAUCCUUAUUUUCGGAUGACAAGAGAUGUAGCUCCUCGUUUAGGAUAUCAUAAACCUGCAUUGAUCGAAUCUUCUUUCUUUCCUGCUCUGCAGGGGGAGAAUGGAAAGAUGUCUGCUAGUGAUCCAAAUUCUGCCAUAUAUGUGACUGAUUCUGCAAAAGACAUAAAAAAUAAGAUAAACAAAUAUGCAUUCUCUGGUGGCCAAGAUUCCAUAGAGAAGCACAGAUUAUAUGGUGCAAAUCUCGAGGUAGAUAUACCCAUUAAAUACCUGAACUUCUUCCUGGACGACGAUGUCGAACUUGAACACAUAACAAAGGAGUAUGGUGCUGGACGCAUGCUGACAGGUGAGGUGAAGCAGCGGCUUAUACAAGUAUUAACUGAAAUGGUAGAAAGACAUCGUAGAGCUCGGGCUGCUGUGACAGACGAGAUGGUGGAUGCGUUUAUGGCAGUGAGGCCUCUCCCUAAUAUGUUCGCUUGAAAGAAGUCAUUUUUCAAACCACUAUUUAUGAUUUAAUUCAAGGGCGACCUGCAAUCGAUGCGACGGGUUGGGGGCUCGUGUUUCGACCCUCGUCAAAUUUAUCAUUUAAUCCAACGAAAUGUGUCUUUAAUCAUUUAUAAACUUGAGGACUUUUUAUUUUCUAACUUCAAGUUACUAUAACUUGUACUAUCCAAAUUUUGUAUUAUUAGGGAAGCUAUUGUUACACACUGCUGUUUGCAUUUUCCAUUGUUAGACUUGUAGAAAAUGAAAUUUGAUUUUGUUGGUA